AUGGUGCGUUACGUAAGGUCUGCAGCCUUGACUUUGUUAUCCUGUGCUGUGGGAUCAACGCUCGCUCAGUUUCCGGCACAACCGACUGGGCUUAAGGUAUUGGAGUCAAAGUUUGGCGAUGGAGUGAAGAUUACUUAUAAACAGGCAUGUCAUCAAUGUUUCCCUUGUAACGUAAACAGAGAGAUAUUGAAUGUGUCGGCGAAGAACUCUCUCUGCGAAACAACCCCGGGAGUGAAAUCGUACUCAGGCCAUGUAUAUCUUCCACCUGGUACUGCGGAUCUAGCUCAGGGCCAAGACUAUCCCAUCAACAGCUUCUUCUGGUUUUUCGAAGCACGAGAAGAUCCAGCGAACGCGCCUUUUGUGAUCUGGCUCAAUGGUGGACCUGGUUCCUCCUCUGUUAUUGCGGCCUUUGAGGAGAAUGGACCGUGUCACGCGAAUCCAGAUUCUAAUAGUACGAGACCGGCGGAGUGGAGCUGGAACCAGCAUGUAAAUAUGCUAUACUUUGAUCAGCCAGUUCAAGUUGGAUUCUCUUACGACACGCUACAAAAUGUCACCCGCAAUCUUGUGGAUAACAAUGUGACACUGCUAGAUAAAACCGAUCCCAUCCCUGUACAGAAUAGCACUUUCCUUACAGGCACAUACCCCAGUCGCAAUCCCAACAACACUGCGUUUGGUAGUGUCAAUGGUGCUGUCGCCUCAUGGCACUUUGCGCAAGCAUGGUUCCAAGAGUUCCCACACUAUCUGCCGAACGAUACCCGUAUCAGCCUGGCUGCGCAAUCAUACGGUGGUCGCUAUGGGCCGGCCAUGAUGACUUUCUGGAAAAAGCAGAACCAGCGCAUAGAGAAUGGUACUCUGAAAGGUGGCGAAGGACAAACCUAUAUCAUGCACCUCGACACUCUGCUUUUGAUUUCUGGAUGUAUAGAUCGCUUCAUUCAAUAUCCUUACUACCCUCAACAGGCCUUCCGUGGCAAUGGCUAUGGUUUUGAGGCAGUCAACGAGUCAACCUACGAUCGCAUGAAAGCCGCCGUCCCACCAUGUUUAGAGAAAAUCCAAAAUUGCCGCGACAACGCUAUCCUUUAUGAUCCAGAGAAUCUCGGUCUCAAUGUAACUGUCAACGAAAUCUGCAAAGAGUCCGAAGUCUCUUGCCGCGAAACCAUCGUGAGGCCUUAUAUCGAAUCCACUGAUAUGACUUAUUACGAUAUGUUCUCGGAAUAUCCGUCACAAUCCCCAUCACCUUUCCACGAAGGCUUCUUGAACAGAGAAUGGGUGCAACAAGAACUCGGCGUAUCACUAAAUUGGACACGCAUCUCAGUUCAAGCCUCAACCGCAAUUCGUGAAAUGGGCGACUAUCUCCGACCCGACUGGGUCAAAGAUCUCGGUUUCCUCCUCGACAACGGAAUCAAAGUCUCCCUCGUCUACGGCGAUCUAGACUUCGCCUGUCCUUGGGGAAGCGGCGAUGCCGUUGCCAAAGCCAUCCCCUGGUCCGGCGCCUCCUCCUACGCCUCUGCAAAGUACGCCGAAAUCCAGACCAACUCCUCCUACGUCGGUGGCCUAGUCCGCCAACACGGCAAUCUCUCCUUCAUCCGCACCUACGCUGCCGGCCACGCUGUCCCGGCCUACCAACCUGAAACCGCAUACCGGAUCCUCACGCGCGUCCUGUCCAACUUUGACAUCGCCACGGGGACGCAAUCCACCACGGGAACGGGCAACAGCACGUACACGAGCACCGGUCGGGACGACCCAGACGUGCAGCUCAAGCCGCUCGUCGACGACAAGUUGUGGUAUUGUUAUACGUUGAAGUUGUCGACUUGUUGGCCGCAUGAGAGAGCUGCUGUCCUGAAUGGGUCGGCGGAGAUUUGCGAAUACUUGCUCGUCGAUGCGAAUACGACGCGCUUGUUUCCUGAGGUGAUUGAAAAGUGUAGGAAGGAGUGGGCCGCUGGUGGGGGAAGUAGGAAUGCGACGUUUGCGAUGUCGGCGUUUGAAGACGCUGCUGUGAGGGCUGGUGGGACCUCUUGGAUCGCGUUUGUGGUGGCUGUUGGUGUUGCAAUGUUUAGCUUGGGAUUGUAG
Messenger RNA from Plenodomus lingam JN3, 2067 nucleotides. RefSeq lists its product as uncharacterized. Gene Ontology annotation, molecular function: serine-type carboxypeptidase activity. Gene Ontology annotation, biological process: proteolysis. The record is from RefSeq and is a predicted model, not a curated record. NCBI's taxonomy places the organism in Eukaryota, Fungi, Ascomycota, Dothideomycetes, Pleosporales, Leptosphaeriaceae. Gene Ontology annotation, cellular component: fungal-type vacuole.